Molecule: messenger RNA, 4541 nt
Organism: Tupaia belangeri chinensis (Chinese tree shrew)
Lineage: Eukaryota; Metazoa; Chordata; Mammalia; Scandentia; Tupaiidae
Gene: KCNT2
Product: potassium sodium-activated channel subfamily T member 2
Exons: 28
Coding region: 126-3533 (1135 amino acids)
Biological process (GO): potassium ion transmembrane transport
Cellular component (GO): plasma membrane
Molecular function (GO): intracellular sodium-activated potassium channel activity; outward rectifier potassium channel activity
Source: RefSeq, a predicted model, not a curated record
UCCCCUUCCCUUUCCCGGGCCCCGGCUCCGCCGCAGGAUUUCCCCGGGCUCCCCGGGCUCCGCCGCGUUUCCCGGCUGUCGCCCCCUGCUCGGCGUGGUGUUUGAUGUCCCCGCUCUGAGGAAGCAUGGUUGAUUUGGAGAGCGAGGUGCCCCCCCUGCCUCCCAGGUACAGGUUUCGGGAUCUGCUGCUCGGGGACCAGGGAUGGCAGAACGACGACAGGGUACAAGUUGAAUUCUAUAUGAAUGAAAACACAUUUAAAGAAAGACUAAAAUUAUUUUUUAUUAAAAACCAGAGAUCAAGUCUGAGAAUACGCCUGUUCAAUUUUUCUCUCAAAUUAUUAAGCUGCUUAUUAUACAUCAUCCGAGUACUACUAGAAAACCCUUCACAAGGAAAUGAAUGGUCUCAUAUCUUUUGGGUGAACAGAAGUCUACCAUUAUGGGGCUUACAGGUUUCAGUGGCAUUGAUAAGUCUAUUUGAAACAAUACUACUUGGUUAUCUCAGUUACAAGGGCAACAUCUGGGAACAAAUUUUACGAAUACCUUUCAUCCUGGAAAUAAUUAAUGCAGUUCCCUUCAUUAUCUCGAUAUUCUGGCCUUCCUUACGGAAUCUAUUUGUCCCAGUGUUUCUAAACUGUUGGCUUGCCAAACAUGCCCUGGAAAAUAUGAUUAACGAUCUGCACAGAGCCAUUCAGCGUACACAGUCUGCAAUGUUUAAUCAAGUUUUGAUUUUAAUAUCUACAUUAUUAUGCCUUAUCUUCACCUGCAUUUGUGGCAUCCAACAUCUGGAACGAAUCGGGAAGAAGCUGAAUCUCUUUGACUCCCUUUAUUUCUGCAUCGUGACAUUUUCUACUGUGGGCUUUGGGGAUGUCACCCCUGAAACAUGGUCUUCCAAGCUCUUUGUUGUUGCCAUGAUCUGUGUUGCUCUUGUGGUCCUACCUAUACAGUUCGAACAACUGGCCUAUUUAUGGAUGGAGAGACAAAAGUCAGGUGGAAACUACAGUCGACAUAGAGCUCAAACUGAAAAGCAUGUUGUUCUGUGCGUCAGCUCACUGAAGAUCGAUUUACUUAUGGAUUUUUUAAACGAAUUCUAUGCUCAUCCAAGACUCCAGGAUUAUUAUGUGGUGAUUUUGUGUCCCACUGAAAUGGAUGUGCAGGUUCGAAGGGUUCUGCAGAUUCCAAUGUGGUCCCAAAGAGUUAUCUACCUUCAAGGUUCAGCCCUGAAAGACCAAGACCUCUUGAGAGCAAAGAUGGAUGAUGCGGAGGCCUGUUUUAUUCUGAGUAGCCGAUGUGAAGUGGAUAGGACCUCAUCUGAUCAUCAAACAAUUUUGAGAGCAUGGGCUGUAAAAGAUUUUGCUCCAAACUGCCCUUUGUAUGUCCAGAUUUUAAAGCCUGAAAAUAAGUUCCAUAUCAAAUUUGCUGAUCAUGUUGUUUGUGAAGAAGAGUUUAAAUACGCCAUGUUAGCUUUAAACUGUAUAUGCCCAGCAACAUCUACACUUAUUACACUACUGGUUCAUACCUCUAGAGGGCAAGAAGGCCAGCAGUCGCCAGAACAGUGGCAGAAGAUGUACGGUAGAUGCUCUGGGAACGAAGUCUACCACAUUGUUUUGGAAGAAAGUACAUUUUUUGCUGAAUAUGAAGGAAAGAGUUUUACAUAUGCCUCUUUCCAUGCUCACAAAAAGUUUGGGGUCUGCUUGAUUGGUAUUAGGAGGGAAGAUAAUAAAAACAUUUUGCUGAAUCCAGGUCCUCGAUACACUAUGAAUUCUACAGACAUAUGUUUUUAUAUUAAUAUUACCAAAGAAGAGAAUUCAGCAUUUAAGAAUCAAGAUCAGCAAAGAAAAAACAAUGUGUCAAAGUCAUUUUAUCAUGGACCAUCCAGAUUACCUGUACAUAGCAUCAUUGCCAGCAUGGGUACUGUGGCUAUAGACUUGCAAGACACAAGUUGUAGGUCAGCAAGUGGCCCUACCCUGUCUCUUCCUACAGAGGGAAGCAAAGAUUUAAGAAGACCUAGUAUCGCUCCUGUUUUAGAGGUUGCAGAUACAUCAUCAAUUCAGACAUGCGAUCUUCUAAGUGACCAAUCAGAAGAUGAAACUACACCAGAUGAAGAAAUGUCUUCAAACUUAGAGUAUGCUAAAGGCUACCCCCCAUACUCUCCGUACAUAGGAAGUUCACCCACUUUUUGUCAUCUCCUUCAUGAAAAAGUGCCAUUUUGCUGCUUAAGGUUAGACAAGAGUUGCCAGCAUAACUACUAUGAGGAUGCAAAAGCCUAUGGAUUCAAAAAUAAACUAAUUAUAGUUGCAGCUGAAACAGCUGGAAAUGGAUUGUAUAAUUUUAUUGUUCCUCUCAGGGCAUAUUAUAGACCAAAGAAAGAACUCAAUCCCAUAGUGCUGCUAUUGGACAACCCGCCAGAUAUGCAUUUUCUGGAUGCAAUCUGUUGGUUUCCAAUGGUUUACUACAUGGUGGGCUCUAUUGACAACCUAGAUGAUCUACUCAGGUGUGGGGUGACUUUUGCUGCCAACAUGGUGGUCGUGGACAAAGAGAGCACCAUGAGUGCUGAGGAGGACUACAUGGCCGACGCCAAGACCAUCGUCAACGUGCAGACACUUUUCAGGUUGUUUUCCAGUCUCAGUAUUAUCACGGAGCUCACGCACCCCGCCAACAUGAGAUUCAUGCAAUUUAGAGCUAAGGACUGUUACUCUCUUGCUCUUUCCAAACUAGAAAAGAAAGAACGAGAGAGAGGUUCUAAUUUGGCCUUUAUGUUUCGGCUGCCUUUUGCUGCUGGGAGGGUGUUCAGCAUCAGUAUGUUAGACACACUUCUGUAUCAGUCAUUUGUGAAGGAUUAUAUGAUUUCUAUCACCAGACUUCUGCUGGGACUGGACACGACUCCGGGAUCGGGAUUUCUCUGUUCGAUGAAAAUCACUGAGGAUGACUUGUGGAUCAGAACUUACGCCAGACUUUAUCAGAAGUUGUGUUCUUCUACUGGAGAUGUUCCCAUUGGAAUCUACAGGACUGAAUCUCAGAAACUCGCCACAUCAGAGUCUCAAAUAUCUAUCAGUGUAGAAGACUGGGAAGAUACCAAAGACUCCAAAGAACAAGGGCACCACCGCAGCAACCACCGCAACUCCACCUCCAGUGACCAGUCAGACCAUCCUUUGCUGCGGAGAAAGAGCAUGCAGUGGGCCCGAAGACUGAGCAGGAAAGGUCCAAAACACUCUGGUAAAACAGCUGAAAAAAUAACCCAGCAGCGACUGAACCUCUACAGGAGGUCAGAAAGACAAGAGCUUGCUGAACUUGUGAAAAAUAGAAUGAAACACUUGGGUCUUUCUACAGUGGGAUAUGAUGAAAUGAAUGAUCAUCAAAGUACCCUCUCGUACAUCCUGAUUAACCCAUCUCCCGACACCCGACUGGAGUUGAACGAUGUUGUAUACUUAAUCCGACCAGAUCCACUAGCAUACCUUCCCAACGGUGAACCCAGCAGGAAGAACAGCAUCUGCAACACCACUGGUCAAGACGCUCGGGAAGAAACUCAACUUUGAUAAGAAGAAAAUAAGAGACUCCCCCCACCCCCCAUGAAAAUCGUGCUUGAAACUGCAAAAGGGUUGUUGGAAUAAAAGAAACUACAUUGGAAUAACUUCAGUUCUCACAUACUUCAAAAUAAAUCUAUUCUCUUAGAAGUAUAGAUCAUUUUGAAACAUAGGGUACUACUUAUUGGUACUCCCCUAUUAAUAUUUGAAAGAUAUCAGUGGAAUGAUUUUGAAACCUAAAUUAAAACAUAAAAUUUUCAAUCUGCUCUUUAGUUGUUUCUCAAUAAUCCUGACUGUAUGAAGCCAAUUUUAAAAUUUAUUAGCUUUUUAUGAAAGUGAUCUAAAAAUCUAACUAUAUUUGGUGUAUCACAAGGGACACAGAAGAUUCUUGCUCCUCUUAGAAACAAAAUGUGUUAUAUUCUUUAAAUUUGCUAUUUUAUAAAAUCGAGCUAAUCAUAAUUGUCUAGUCUUCUUUACAUAGACAUUAACCAACAACUUCUUCGGCUGACUUGUGCAAGAAUCAUAGUUUACUUUAGAACACAAACCUAAGUCAUUUUAACCUUUUCUGUCUGCCUUUUUUAUAUAAUAUCAUUCAUAUUCAUUUUGGAAUUUGAAAUGUUCAUAGCAUGUUUUAUUACACUGGAGAAACUAAAACAUAAACAAAAAGAAAUAUUGAGUAUCUGAACUUUUGGUAACUUUAUGGCUAGCACACAUUGUAUGCUAAGAAAAGUGUACUAUAAAGCAAAUGCUUAUUGUUCUCCUAAAAGAAUGUCUAGCAUAAAGAAAAUACGUAAUAGACAUUGGUUGACUUAAACUUAAUCCAAGAAUUGAACAUUAACCGAAUUUCUUGAAUCAGGCAGUAAUACUUUUCUUUAGGCUUUUGAGCUUUAACAUUUUCCAUGUAUCUAUACAGUAAAUGUCAUUAGAAAAGUACUUUAAAAUUGAAAGAAACAAAUUUUUACUUUUGUAGGCUACAAAGACACUUCAGAAUAGUAAAGGUUCUUCUUAUGUCUUUGGUAU